GAGGAGUCGCUAACGGAAUCACUCAUGAACCUCGGCCAUUCACCUGCAUCGGGCGUCUCUGUCGCCCCUCCUGCCGCUGACGUCGCCGCGUCUCGCUCGCACUAGCGGCCACUCUCUACAGCAGACUUGCGCAAGCGUCUCGGGGAACUCCUCAUGAAUCGCAUUGUUGUGUUCUACCUGGCGCCGACUAGUUCAAGUUCAAGUGCUAAUGUUAUUGAGCAAUCAGUUGUCUGCCGACCAGCCAAGUGACAAACUGCUGAUAUUUUGGACCUAGAGAUUCUACGCUAUUUACAGAUGUUGUUGGUGUCGGUGGUGCAGUGAGGUGACGCAGCCGACGCGGACAUGACGGCGGGCGCGGAGCCGCGGGCCCCGGGAGUGGUGGAGCUGCGCGAGGACGUGCCGCUGAAGGGCGGGGGCGCGGGGGCGUGGGGCGCGGGGGCGGGGGGCGCGUGCGCGGGGGGCGGGCUGCGCGCCGUGGUGGCCAGCUUCGCCGCGCUGACGGCCGCCAUCACGCUGGCGCUGCUGGUGCAGGUGUACGCGGGGGUGGGGACGGGGGCGGCGGCGCACGGGGCGGUGGCGGCGGGCGGCGGCGCGCGCUGCUCCCGCGCGGGGGCGGCGGCGCUGCGGGCCGGCGGGGGCGCGCUGGACGCCGCCGCCGCCGCCGCGAUGUGCCUCGUGGUCGCCGCCCCACAUGCCACCAGCCUGGAUGCGAGUGGUGCACUGCUUUUAUGGCGGUAUCGUACCGAGCGCGGUAUACCCCCGCUGCUGGUCCGGUGGGGCGCGGUGGAGGGCGCCACCGCCCCCGCAGCCAACAUGUCCGGGGGCGGCAACGCGGGGGGGCGCGCGCCCCGGCUGGUGUGCGCGCUGGCGGCGCUGCACGCGGCGCGGGGGGGCGCGGGGGCCGCGGGGGGCGCGCGCCUGCCGUGGAAGGACUGGAUUCAACCGGCUCUCGACUUCGCCAGUGAGGGCAUACCAAUAUCAGGUCCGUUGUCCGCGGCCCUGUCGCUGGUGGGGUCGGCGCCCCCCGCCCCCGCGCCGCUGCCGCGCCCCCGCCUCGCCGCCGCGCUGCUGCGCCUGCAGAACAUGACCGCCGACGAUGUGUUGUCGUGGUGUGGCGCGGGCGAGGCAGUGACGGUGGAGCGCGCGACGGGCGGCGCGGUGAACGUGACGGCCGAGGCGGGGGCGGGGGGUGCAAGGGGCGCGGGGGGGCGCUGGCUGCUGUGGGCGCCCCCGGGGCCAGCGCGCGCGCUGCUCGGCGCUCUCGCCGCCUCCGCCGACCCCGCGCCCUCCGAGCUCGAUCCUAUUGACGCCGCCAUCUACAGGGCAUCGUUGACUCUGAAUGAGACGCUGUCGGGCGCGCACGCCGGCCCCGCCAGCGGGCUCGCCGUCGUCGACUCCGGCGACGUGUACGUGGCGCUCGUCACAGGACUGUCAGUCUGGUUCGGCUCAGAGGCAUUAGCAGGAAACCCGCUCUCAGAGGGGGGCGCGGACGCAGCGGGGGGCGCCACCGGGCCGGGGGAGGGGGCGGAGGCGGGCUGGGUGCGCGACGAGCCCGUUGUGCCGCUGGACCUCGCUCCGGCCAUGCUCGUGCAGGAUCUAGUCUGCGGAACUCGCUUCGUGCUGGGCGCGGAGUCGUCGGCGGCGCUGGCGCAGGGCGGCGCGGGGCUGGCGGCGGGGGGCGCGGCGGGCGCGGCGGCCGUGGAGCGCGCGCGCCUGGCCGCCCCCGGCGUGGCGGAGGGGCCGGCCCCCGCCCCCGGCGCCGCGCCCCCGCCGCACGCCGCGCUCAACGUGGUGCUGCAGCGCGGGGACACGCUCGCCUCGCACGCCGACUCGCGCGGCGCCGGCCUCGCCUCGCGCUUCUAGCCGCAGUCACUGCCGCACACUCCUGGCCGCGGCCACCAGACCACCAGCACACGCGGGCCGGCCGCGGCGGCGCAGCGUCCACUACCGAGAGGGCUCUCUGCACUCAACAAUGUUGCAACGAUCAACGAUGGAGUGCCCAUAUCACUAACUGCGGUUCAUCAUCAAAUACUCACUGCCACUAAUUCCUACAACUGAAACCUUCAGCUUAGGCCUGAACAACAUGGCGUUGAACCUACUUAUCUAGUUACGUACUUAUAUAAUUAAUAUCUAAAUAAACUAUUUAUUUUGCACCAUCA
Messenger RNA from Plutella xylostella (diamondback moth), 2159 nucleotides. RefSeq lists its product as uncharacterized. Gene Ontology annotation, molecular function: glutathione gamma-glutamate hydrolase. NCBI's taxonomy places the organism in Eukaryota, Metazoa, Arthropoda, Insecta, Lepidoptera, Plutellidae. Gene Ontology annotation, cellular component: plasma membrane. The record is from RefSeq and is a predicted model, not a curated record. Gene Ontology annotation, biological process: glutathione catabolic process.